CAGCUGUCCGUACUGAAAGCUGUAUGCCUUAACUUUACGUUUGGAAGGUCUACUUACUGAACUAUAUUUCUCUUUUCAGAUCUGUUUUGAACAAAAUUAUCCGCAUUCGUAAUAUCAAGAUAGCUUUAAUGGUUCAAUCUAUAGUCACAACGUGUGCUGUUAUAUAUAUGAUGUUUCAAACGUCAACGUUAGACGAGAGAUUGGAGAUAGAGCUGAUGGAUGGACCUUGCCAUGGUUGCUGCUCUAUGAAGAAUGAUACUGUACGUGCCAUAUCAAAUGAACCACGUCUUUCGGAAAAACUUCAUAAAUUUUCCAGAGCGAUAAGGAAAUACGGCAUACCUAAAGAUGUAAUGAAGAUUCUUCAUGAUGCAGAGCAUAAAAUUGAGCAAUUUGAAAGCGAAUUAAAGAAGUAUGAGACAGUAAAGUUAGAACGUGUGGACGAACUUAAAAGAACUGUCAUUGAGGAAGAUAUUGCCAUUGAUCAGGAAUUGGUACCUAAAUCUAAACCUAGAUGGCAACCUGAAUCUAAGGAACCUGAAAAUCCUGCUUCAAAACCUGAUUCGAAAGUAGAUACGAACAAACGAGGAACAGAAAUUCCAAAUGAUGUGCAUAAUGAAAUUAAGCUUAGCGUUCCCAUAUAAAACACGAGUUGCGAUUAACUGUUUAAAUUUUACUUUGUUGGUGAGGUUUGGCAGAUAAUAAAAUAGUAUGGUAAAUUAUUUUGAAGGUAUCAAAUGCCUUAUUAGUGAAGAAACGCUAGUCUGAAAGCACCUGAAAAUCUGAAUUUCCAUUCAAGAGAAGACUAAAAAACUCGAAACCAAAUUAAACUGAAAUAAAACCCAAAGCCAUAUGAUCCUGAGAGAAUUUGUGACAAAAUUUUCAAACGAUCCUCAUAAUGAAAUAGAGAUAAAGACAUGAUUUUUCGCGAAGUGAAUUGAGAUAUGUUGUAAUUUCAAAACCUCUAUAGUCGCAAUGACAAAUACGUUGCAAUGUCUUCAUCGUCCACAAAUCAUGCCUAUUUGAUAUUCACCAGUUUGGUUUGGUCGAGCAGAUGCAAUUAAUAUGCAGGCAAAAUUAAUUACAUUUGACCUUUCAUUAAUUUUGCAUGAUCAUAAAUUUUGCAUCAAUUGAAGCGUUCGCGAAGAAAGAUUAAGUCAAGUUCUCACACCAUAUCUUAAUCGACAAUAUUAUAGGUAGCUAUAUUGAUUAUUUCAUUUCUUUAGAGAGAUAUUGCAGACAGUAUGAAACUGUUUCCUACCUAACAAAUAUCAAUGUACUAUAAAUAAAUAUUAAUCAGUAGUUAAAAAAUUAAAAUAAUACAAUUAUAA
Paramuricea clavata is the source of this 1328-nucleotide messenger RNA. The record is from the annotation of a GenBank genome assembly. NCBI's taxonomy places the organism in Eukaryota, Metazoa, Cnidaria, Anthozoa, Malacalcyonacea, Plexauridae.